UUUAUUCGGAAUGACAGAUAAUUCUUUCAAACACCACAAUGACUACGAAUGGCAGCUUCUUGCAGCAGCAGCAACAAAACUUUAAAACUUUCUGUCACUUUACAUCUUGCCUUACAGAUAACACCAUCAAAUUAUCGUCAGCCAAGGGAAAACAUAUUGUUGUAAACUACAUGACAGCAUUAAUUUACAUAAUGCCCUUUGCUGACAACAUUCAUUCACAGAAAACAUUUAACAGUUCAGAACAAGUUGUACCAUACACUGCUUUAGAAGGAAUGAUGGAGGCAGAUUUACCAAAUGAGAAGGGUGCUGCAGAACACUCGCAUGACAAGAAUUCAAUGGAAUGUAGUGAUGUAAAGAUAGAGGUAAGCAGUCAACACCAACCAACUUUAAACUCAUGUGAUUUAAUUGAAGAUAAUAAGGAUGUGUUACAUCUUGAAACAGAGACCCAACAAGAUAUGUCUGAUAGUUUACAUUCAAAAGAGUUUUCUUCAAACAUGGACCAAGACAAAAACAACAAUGUAUGUUCUGAUGUCUUUAGUUUAGAUCUUGAUGAGGAUUCUAAUCAACAUGAUCCAAAACAACACCAAUACCCAAGUGGGUCAGGGAGUAAAAUACAGCCAUGGUGUCCACCAUUCUCUGUACCAUUAGAUACUGGAGAUACAGAUAUGGGUUAUUCUAGUCAUAGUGCAUGCAGUAGCUGUCAACAGGGCUCACAGACAGACAGUGGACAGAAUAUAAACUUCACAGAUGUUGAGUAUGCUGAAGACUGUUUGGAUGGGGAUGAUGAAAUGGAAGAUUUACUGUUUCAUUUUGAUAGAUUCUUUAGGAAUAGAUAUGAGGAACUUUUAACUGAACAAGGGAUGCAUGUUAGACAAAUCAUAAAGAAAGCAGCCAAAACAUAUGAUGAUAAAUGUUGUAUAGCAGACACAGAUCCCAGUUCUGUUGAGGUGACCGAUAAAGCAACCCAAACAGUUGUGGUGGAAAAAUUUAGUCUACCACCAAUGAUUAUUGAGAAUUCCUCUUGUCAAGCAUUAGAAAGAUUAGAAGACCAUAACAAAAUACCUACCAAAUCAAUACCUUUGGACCAGCUAGGAACAGCAUGUUUAUCCAAAGACAAACAGUUUCUUAAAAUACUGUCUCUUACAUGUGCAGUGUCAAAUCUGUUACAUAGAAAGGAAUAUAAAAUGUAGUGUUUUGUUGAUGUACUAAUUUAAAUGUUAAAUGUAUAACAGAU
Molecule: messenger RNA, 1234 nt
Organism: Mytilus trossulus (common blue mussel)
Lineage: Eukaryota; Metazoa; Mollusca; Bivalvia; Mytilida; Mytilidae
Exons: 10
Coding region: 39-1190 (383 amino acids)
Source: RefSeq, a predicted model, not a curated record